GGAGCUGUGACGCUAGCAGUGUGAGCUCGGAGUCCGUACCUGCGCACGUGCAGUCCCGCUGGCGGCCUGAUGGCGGCACUGCGUCUUCCCGCAGAGCUGUGGCUGCGCAUCUUCAGCUACCUGCCCUGGAGAGACAAGCUGCGCAUGCGCUGCACCUGUUCCCAUUUCCGGAGCCUGUUGGACGACUCGAGCGCCCUCUGGCGGGGCUUCAGCGUGCUGCUUCAGGACCUUUCCCGGUACAACCGCAGGUUCUGGCGCAGUCUGGCCCGGUGGCAGGUGCGCGUGGUGCGGCUGCGUGCGGCUGGGAAGAAGGACCUCCAGCUGCUGUGCUCGCGUCUGCCGCUGCUGGACGCGCUCUGUCUGGAUCGCUGGAUGGAGCGGGAGGUCCGGGAGCUGCAGGUUCUGGGCCGACUGCAGCGCCUGUCUCUCACGUCCGGCUGCACGCCGCUCAGCAAAUUGGACUUCCUGGUUCCGCUGAGCGAUCAGCUGACACAGCUCACGCUGUGUAACGUGCAGCUCACCUGUCCACCUGCUCACCUGCUGGCUGCGGUGACUCAGCUGCGCAGACUCACCUCUCUGCAGCUGCAUCACGACGGCAGUUUGAGAAUUCGGACGCUGUGCGGCGUCCUUGGUCACCUGAGCCAGCUCAGACACCUGUCCUGGACCAUGAUCACCUACAAGACGCUGCCGCAGGACUUCUUCGGCCCCGCCCACCUCCCAGAUGGCGCAGCAGCUCUACAGCUGUCGCAUCUUCAGCUGCUUAAUUAUGACGCCGUGGUGACGCAGGACGUCCUGCAGCCUUUGUCCCGCCUCCAGAGCCUGUCGGUGCUGCACCUGUACUCCGUACCUGGACCCACCUGUCACCUGCAGACAUGGCUGACGUCAUUGCCAGAACUCUCCUGUCUCAGCGUGCACGGAGGUCAUCCUCUGGCUGCGUACGCAGACUUCCUUCCACCAUCUCUGCUCAGUCUGACCCUCAGCGUGGAUCUCCAGCCUGAAGACCUGCAGGUCGUCUCAGCGAGGGCUCCUGGUCUGGAACACCUCCACCUGGAGCCUUGGGGAUCGUCUUCUAGCCUGAUUAAGCUCCUUCCACGCCUGUUUCCUCACCUGAAAACGCUGGCUAUCAGGCAUCAUGGAGUGUCAGAAGAGGACUUCCUGCUUCUGCAGGAGCUGAAACAUCUCCACACCGUGGAAAUUCUGGAUGUGUAUCAUCGGCCUAAUCCAAAAGAGCCCAGCUGGGUCCUUUAUGAGCCCAGUCCUCACCUGCUGCAGCUCACCUGUAAGCUGGAGGAACAUACCAAUCGCAGAGUGCAAGUGAUCACAUACUCGCGUAAAAACGUUCUGAGCUGCGACUGCACAUGAUCUGAAGAGCAGCUGUGAAGACUCCUGACAUCACCGCGUGACCUUCUGACCAUUUUUAAAAGAUUUGGGUUUUUUUUUGCCAGAUUUUCUUAACACGACUCAAUAGAAAAAUGCUCCUUUUGCAACCAGCCUCCAGUGGUCGUGUGAGGAACUGCUGCAUUUUUUUUUUAACUUGUCCGGUCCAACAGCUGAGCCAACAGAUGUGGGCUGAGAGCUUCUUGAGUUGGGCAGAUUUUUUAUCAAAUACUUUUAUUGAUUUUUGCUCUCUUUCCAACACAAACACCUCCCUCCCACACAAGUAUACUCACCCAAAUCUCAGCAUACAAGUAAAUUAUACGUAAAGUAUAAUAAAAUAAUUACUUAUACAUACUUUACAAAUAUAAAUAAAUUAAGAAAAAUAAAUAAAUAGGUAAUUAAAUACAUUUAAAAAUAAAUAAAAAUAAAAACACAUUAUACAGAAUUUAACUAAUUGUAAAGAUGUAGUAGGCAAAGCAAAUAAAGAAAACAAAAUAUAGUCAUCCCUUUGGCCUUUUCCUCAUUUCCCAUCCAGCUUUCCUUUCUUCCCUCAGCUGGAACACAAGAUCACCUUUACUUAAAGCAGAUGUAGUUUAGUCAGCUAUUGUUUGGCCACUAAGCUUUAGAGACUGAUCAUUCAAAAAGGUAGUAAAUGGAGUCCAGAUUUCAUGAAAAUCUGCAGCCUUGUCCCUCACAAUAUAUGUUAAUUUUUCUAGGGCCAAAGACAUUUCUUUCAACCACUGGUUAGUGGUUGGCCUCUGGACAUUCCUCCAGUUCAGAGCUAUGACCCUUUUAGCCUGUAGCAGCGAAAAAUCUAUUAAUUUAUAUGUUUUUGAAUUUAUUUUUAAAUCUUUAGGGUACAUAUGUAGCAUGCAUAGUUUGGGAUCUAAAGGGAUAACACAUGUUGUCAACUUGGAUAUUAAGUGGAGUUCUGUCCAAAAUAUUUGGAGCUUUUCACCAUCCCAUAAACAAUGAAGCAGAGUCCCUUUUUCUGUGUUACAUUUAGUUAGGGAUGUCCCGAUCAGGUUCUUUUGGGCCCGAUCCGAUUCCGAGUCAUUUGAUUUUGUGUAUCUGCCGAUACCGAGUCCUGAUCCGAUACUUUUAUAAGACAUUUAAAACAUGAAUAAAUUA
This is a messenger RNA of Oryzias melastigma (Indian medaka), 2508 nucleotides long. RefSeq lists its product as uncharacterized. The coding region runs from base 70 to 1362 and encodes 430 amino acids. The record is from RefSeq and is a predicted model, not a curated record. NCBI's taxonomy places the organism in Eukaryota, Metazoa, Chordata, Actinopteri, Beloniformes, Adrianichthyidae. The transcript has 4 exons. Gene Ontology annotation, molecular function: protein binding.